Messenger RNA from Pteropus alecto (black flying fox), 3057 nucleotides. It is a transcript of the gene MARK2, whose product is annotated as microtubule affinity regulating kinase 2. Gene Ontology annotation, molecular function: tau-protein kinase activity; protein serine/threonine kinase activity; ATP binding. The record is from RefSeq and is a predicted model, not a curated record. Gene Ontology annotation, biological process: microtubule cytoskeleton organization; protein phosphorylation; intracellular signal transduction. Lineage: Eukaryota; Metazoa; Chordata; Mammalia; Chiroptera; Pteropodidae. The transcript has 19 exons. Bases 129 to 2495 code for a protein of 788 amino acids. Gene Ontology annotation, cellular component: cytoplasm.
GCACCCCCGGCCGUGGCCCAUGAGGUGGGUGCCCCUGCUGUGAGAAGCCCCGCCCGACCGGGCUCCGCGCCUUCCCUUCCCUCCCUUCCUUCAAGCUUCUCGGUUCCCUCCCCUGAGAUACCGGCGCCAUGUCCAGCGCCCGGACCCCCCUACCCACGCUGAACGAGAGGGACACGGAGCAGCCCACCCUGGGACACCUCGACUCCAAGCCCAGCAGUAAAUCCAACAUGCUGCGGGGCCGCAACUCAGCCACCUCUGCUGACGAGCAGCCCCAUAUCGGCAACUAUCGACUCCUCAAGACGAUUGGCAAAGGUAACUUCGCCAAGGUGAAGCUGGCUCGGCACAUCCUGACUGGGAAAGAGGUAGCUGUGAAGAUCAUUGACAAGACCCAGCUGAACUCAUCCAGCCUCCAGAAACUCUUCCGCGAAGUAAGAAUAAUGAAGGUUUUGAAUCAUCCCAACAUAGUUAAAUUAUUUGAAGUGAUCGAGACUGAAAAAACGCUCUACCUUGUCAUGGAGUAUGCCAGUGGAGGAGAGGUGUUCGAUUACCUAGUGGCUCACGGCAGGAUGAAAGAAAAAGAGGCUCGGGCCAAAUUCCGCCAGAUAGUGUCUGCUGUGCAGUACUGCCACCAGAAAUUUAUUGUUCAUAGAGACUUAAAGGCAGAAAACCUGCUCUUGGAUGCCGAUAUGAACAUCAAGAUUGCCGACUUUGGCUUUAGCAACGAAUUCACCUUUGGGAACAAGCUGGACACGUUCUGUGGCAGUCCCCCUUAUGCCGCCCCAGAGCUCUUUCAGGGCAAAAAGUAUGAUGGACCUGAGGUGGACGUGUGGAGCCUGGGAGUCAUCCUGUACACCCUGGUCAGCGGGUCCCUGCCUUUCGACGGACAGAACCUCAAGGAGCUGCGGGAACGGGUACUGAGGGGGAAAUACCGUAUUCCAUUCUACAUGUCCACAGACUGUGAAAACCUGCUUAAGAAAUUUCUCAUUCUCAAUCCCAGCAAGAGAGGCACUUUAGAGCAAAUCAUGAAAGAUCGAUGGAUGAAUGUGGGUCAUGAAGAUGAUGAAUUAAAGCCUUAUGUGGAGCCACUCCCUGAUUACAAGGACCCCCGGCGGACAGAGUUGAUGGUGUCCAUGGGUUACACACGGGAAGAGAUCCAGGACUCGCUGGUGGGCCAGAGGUACAACGAGGUGAUGGCCACCUAUCUGCUCCUGGGCUACAAGAGCUCUGAGCUGGAGGGUGAUGCCAUCACCUUGAAGCCCCGGCCUUCAGCCGAUCUGACCAAUAGCAGUGCUCCAUCCCCUUCCCACAAGGUACAGCGCAGUGUCUCAGCCAACCCCAAGCAGCGGCGCUUCAGCGACCAGGCAGCUGGUCCUGCCAUUCCCACCUCGAAUUCCUACUCUAAGAAAACUCAGAGUAACAACGCCGAAAAUAAGCGGCCUGAGGAGGACCGAGAGUCAGGGCGGAAGGCCAGCAGCACAGCCAAAGUACCUGCCAGUCCCCUGCCCGGCCUAGAGAGGAAGAAGACUACCCCCACCCCCUCCACGAACAGUGUCCUCUCCACCAGCACAAACCGAAGCAGGAAUUCCCCACUUCUGGAGAGGGCCAGCCUUGGCCAGGCCUCCAUCCAGAACGGCAAAGACAGCCUAACCAUGCCAGGGUCCCGGGCCUCCACGGCUUCUGCUUCUGCCGCAGUCUCUGCGGCCCGGCCCCGCCAGCACCAGAAAUCCAUGUCGGCCUCCGUGCACCCCAACAAGGCCACUGGGCUGCCCCCCACGGACAGUAACUGUGAGGUGCCGCGGCCCAGCACAGCCCCCCAGCGUGUCCCUGUUGCAUCCCCCUCCGCCCACAACAUCAGCAGCAGUGGUGGAGCCCCAGACCGAACUAAUUUCCCCCGGGGUGUGUCCAGUCGAAGCACCUUCCAUGCUGGGCAGCUCCGGCAGGUGCGGGACCAGCAGAACUUGCCCUACGGUGUGACCCCAGCCUCUCCCUCCGGCAACAGCCAGGGACGGCGGGGGGCGUCAGGGAGCAUUUUCAGCAAAUUCACCUCCAAGUUUGUACGCAGAAAUCUGUCUUUCAGGUUUGCCAGAAGGAACCUGAAUGAACCUGAAAGCAAAGACCGAGUGGAGACGCUCAGACCUCAUGUGGUAGGCGGUGGAGGCACUGACAGAGAAAAGGAGGAGCUGCGGGAGGCCAAGCCACGCUCCCUCCGCUUCACGUGGAGCAUGAAGACCACGAGCUCCAUGGAGCCCAACGAGAUGAUGCGGGAGAUCCGCAAGGUGCUGGACGCAAACAGCUGCCAGAGCGAGCUGCACGAGAAGUACAUGCUGCUGUGCAUGCACGGCACGCCCGGCCACGAGAACUUCGUGCAGUGGGAGAUGGAGGUGUGCAAACUGCCGCGGCUCUCUCUCAACGGGGUUCGGUUUAAGCGGAUAUCGGGCACCUCCAUGGCCUUCAAAAACAUUGCCUCCAAAAUAGCCAACGAGCUGAAGCUUUAACAGGCUGCCAGGAGUGGGGGGGCAGCGGAGGCGGGCCCGCUGGACUUAGCUGCUGGGGCCUCCGCUCCAACCCACCUGGGCGAGACUGCAGAGAUGGAUUGGCGUGUCUCCCCCUGCUGGCACUUCUCCCUCCCCGCCCUGCUCAGUUUUUCUUCCAUGUUUGUGGGGAUGAGAGAUGGUUCUUUCCCCCCACACUUACCCCUGCCCAGAGAGUCCCCUUCCCCCCUCUCUCCCACAGGAGGCAAAGGAAGGGGAGGGGGGGCAGGGCUCCCCCUCGGUACUGCGGUUGCACAGAGUAUUUCGCCUAAACCAAGAAAUUUUUUAUUACCAAAAAGAAAAAAGAAAAAAAAAAUCCCAGCGGCCACCUUUCCUCCCUGCCCCAUUGGGACAGUCGAGACUGGAUCUGUGGGGUUUCCCGGGAGGGUGGCUCAGGGCUGGAACACUCUCAGGCAAGAGUGGUGGAGUUCCCUGUCAGGCCCUCCGCCAGGCCCACUUUGGGCUUCUCCCCUCUCCUCCCCUCCCUCCCCUCCCUCCCCUCCAAGCAAACCACCAGAGGUGGCCU